ACAUUUUGUCUCGGGUUUUCCUCUCUCCCAAUGCAAGAUUCCCUCUCUCUCUCUCUCUCUCUGUGAGCUUCACGUGCACAUUCAGAGAAGAGAAACCCCACCCUUCAGUUCACACUACAAAACCCUCUUCCAACUGAUCUUUGUUUCUGUUUCAUUCACACCUCUUUCAUAGUAGCGAAAACUCAGAUUCUUUUUUUGUUUUUUGUUUUUUGUUUUGUUUUCAAACUCUGCUACAGUAUUUCUUAGUGGCUAUGGCUAACCAAGCUUUACUUUUGAACAAUUUUUACAAAUACCCUUUUCAGAUUCUUGAGUUUCUGAUGAAAAGGAGGGCGGGUUGGCAUUGUUGUAUUUCACUCAAUAAGAAAGAGAAGUGGAAGGUUCAGUCUAAAAUCCAUGAUCCUUUUCAUUUCUUGGGGUUUUUGAAAGAUCUCUUCCUUUGCUCCCACUUUUUGUUGCUUUUUUUGCUACCAGUAUGUUUCACUAAGCCUGUUUCAAGCGAGAUUUGGGAUGGGGUAGUUGUCACACAAGCUGACUAUGAAGCACUUCAAGCAUUCAAGCAUGAAUUAGAUGACCCCAGAGGGUUCUUAAGGAGCUGGAAUGAUAGUGGCUAUGGAGCUUGUUCAGGUGGUUGGACUGGAAUUAAGUGUGCACAAGGACAGGUUAUUGUACUCCAGCUUCCAUGGAGAGGACUUGGAGGCCGAAUCACUGAAAAGAUUGGCCAAUUUCAGGCUCUUCGAAAGCUUAGCCUCCAUGACAAUGUUAUUGAAGGUUCAAUCCCUUCCUCAUUGGGGCUUCUCCCAAGUCUCAGAGGAGUUCAGCUAUUCAACAAUAGGCUUUCAGGUUCAAUCCCUCCUUCAUUAGGUUCAUGUCCUUUGCUCCAAACACUUGAUAUUAGUAACAAUUUACUCACUGGGACAAUCCCAGAUAGUCUUGCAAACUCUACCAAACUUUAUAGGCUUAAUCUAAGCCUCAAUUCGUUUUCGGGUUCAAUCCCUGUUAGCCUCACUCGCUCUCCUUCCCUUAUGUACCUUGCUCUCCAACACAAUAACCUCUCUGGCUCUAUCCCAAACUCGUGGGGUGGAGCACUAGAAAAGAACAACUUUCAACUUAGGUCAUUGGCCGUUGAUCAUAACUUCUUCUCUGGAAGCAUUCCAGCUUCUUUAGGCACAUUAAGUGAGCUUGAAGAGAUUUCGCUUAGUAAUAACCAGAUUAUUGGAUCAAUCCCAGUUGAAAUAGGGAGGCUUUCUAGGCUAAGAACAUUGGAUAUCUCUAAUAAUGCCAUAAAUGGAAGCAUGCCUGCCAGUGUCUCUAAUCUAUCCUCACUUGUUCUUUUGAAUCUUGAGAGCAACAACCUUGAUAACCAAAUCCCACAAGAUCUUGACAGAUUACAUAAACUUUCUGUUCUAAAUUUGAGGAGAAACCAAUUUAGGGGUAGCAUUCCCACUACUUUUGGCAACAUUUCCACUCUUACACAACUAGAUUUAUCCUUCAAUAAUCUUAGUGGAGAAAUCCCAGCUUCCCUUGCUGAUCUAAGAAACCUUGUUUCUUUCAAUGUUUCUUACAAUAAUCUCUCUGGUCCUGUUCCCACUGCUCUCUCUCAGAAAUUUAAUGCAAGCUCUUUUGUGGGGAACGUUCAGCUAUGUGGGUUUAGUGGUUCAAUUUCAUGUCCUUCCCAAGCACCCCCAUCUCCAAAGGGAUCAAAUGCCCAUCACCGCAAUCUAGGUACCAAAGACAUAAUUCUCAUAGCAGCUGGAGCCCUCGUCAUUGUUCUGCUCGUUCUUUGUGUCAUAUUGAUCUGCUGCUUGAUGAGGAAAAGAGCAGCAUCAAAAGCAAAGAAUGGUCAGGCCACAGAAAGAGCCGGUGCUGCAAGGGCUGAAAAGGGGGUCCCACCUGUUGGGGGUGAAGUAGAAGCAGGCGGAGAGGCAGGGGGGAAACUAGUCCAUUUUGAUGGACCAAUGGUUUUUACAGCAGAUGAUCUUUUAUGUGCUACCGCAGAGAUAAUGGGGAAGAGUACUUAUGGAACUGUCUAUAAGGCCACAUUGGAGGAUGGGAGUGAAGUUGCUGUGAAGAGAUUGAGAGAGAAAAUAACUAAAAGUCAGAGAGAAUUUGAAGCUGAGGUUAAUGUUCUUGGGAAAAUCAGGCACCCAAAUCUAUUGGCACUCAGGGCUUAUUACUUGGGACCCAAAGGAGAAAAGCUUCUUGUUUUUGAUUACAUGCGUAAAGGGAGUCUUGCAACAUUCCUCCAUGCUCGUGGUCCUGAUACACCCAUUGAUUGGCCAAAAAGGAUGAAAAUAGCGCAGGGCAUGACUCGCGGCCUAUUCUACCUUCACACACAUGAGAACAUCAUACAUGGGAACCUCACAUCCACCAAUGUCCUGCUUGAUGAGCACACCAAUGCCAAAAUUGCAGACUUUGGCCUCUCUCGGCUAAUGACAGCUGCUGCUAAUUCUAAUGUGAUUGCUACUGCAGGAGCAUUAGGCUAUCGAGCACCUGAGCUUUCAAAGCUCAAGAAAGCCAACACGAAAACUGAUGUAUACAGUCUUGGGGUUAUCAUAUUGGAGCUCCUAACAGGAAAGUCUCCUGGUGAGGCAUUGAAUGGUGUGGAUUUGCCUCAGUGGGUUGCCUCUAUUGUAAAAGAGGAGUGGACAAAUGAAGUUUUCGAUUUAGAGUUGAUGAGGGAUGCAUCUACAAUUGGUGAUGAGUUGCUAAACACAUUAAAACUGGCUUUGCAUUGUGUUGAUCCUUCCCCGUCAGCUCGACCGGAAGUUCAGCAGGUUCUCCAGCAACUAGAAGAGAUUAGACCCGAGGUAGCUUCCAGUUCAGGUGACGAUGGAGCUGGAGUCCCUUCAACAAGCGAGUAGAAAGGGAUUUCCCGAUGUGGGUUUUAUAUUUUUGUGGCAGAGAUAUUUAGGAAGACAACUAGUAGUCCAUGAUUCUUUCAUUCUUGAACAUUCAUUAGUUUUGUCUAGUAAUUUGCGUUAGAGUCUGUAAAUAGAGUUUGUUUUAAUUUAUUAAAUGGCUACUUUUGCCAUGUCCAUUGUGAUUUGAUAAAA
Molecule: messenger RNA, 3053 nt
Organism: Quercus lobata
Lineage: Eukaryota; Viridiplantae; Streptophyta; Magnoliopsida; Fagales; Fagaceae
Product: probably inactive leucine-rich repeat receptor-like protein kinase IMK2
Exons: 2
Coding region: 252-2861 (869 amino acids)
Biological process (GO): protein phosphorylation
Molecular function (GO): protein binding; ATP binding; protein kinase activity
Source: RefSeq, a predicted model, not a curated record